This is a messenger RNA of Daucus carota subsp. sativus, 2611 nucleotides long. RefSeq lists its product as uncharacterized. Gene Ontology annotation, molecular function: protein binding. The transcript has 3 exons. The record is from RefSeq and is a predicted model, not a curated record. The coding region runs from base 108 to 2297 and encodes 729 amino acids. Lineage: Eukaryota; Viridiplantae; Streptophyta; Magnoliopsida; Apiales; Apiaceae.
AUCUGGACAAACAAAUGUCAGUUCAGUUGAAACUGAACAGGAUUGCCAUCUAUGAUCCAAAUUGUCUCAACAACAAAAAUCUCCAUUUCACUAAAUCCUGAUUGGAAAUGGAAACCCUAAUUCCCAAUUCUCUCAUUCCCCCAAAAUUUAUAUACUAUUACCCUUCACUAUAUAAUCAUAAAGUUCCAAAUUUUCUCAACUUUCCCCCCAAAAGAUUGCAUUUUUACCCACCCAAAACUGUACCUUUCUGUUCGAGCUCAUCUGCAGACUCACUGAACUUUGGUGGAUGGGAUGAUAUGAGACUCGGUGGUGACUCAGUUGUGGCUGGUGAGUCUAAUCAGCUCAGUAACUUUAUGAAUUCUAUUGGAUUGAAUGACAAGAAAUUUGUGUUUGUUUAUCUUUUGGGGUUUGUUUGUGCUUUGGCUGUUUCUAGGGUUAGGGUUUCUUCUAUUGUUGUGAUCCCUGCUUGUGCUGUUGUUUUUGCUGUUGGGUUUUCAUUUGGGUUUGUUAAUAAUGGGUUGAGUUUAAAUGGGUCUGAGAAAAAAGUUAAGUUUGGUGAUAAUAUCGAUGUUGCGAUUGAGAAAAUGAAUAAUUUGAUGGGUUUGUUUGGUGGUCUGGAUGGUCGAAUAUUGGAGUUGAGGAAUGAUAUUAGUAAUUGUCUUAAAGAUAAUCGAAUUACGGUUGAUGACUUGGAAAGGUAUGUUGUGUCCAUGGAAAUGAUUGGCUCUUCUGCAUUGAAUGCAAGAAAUAUUGUUCAUGAUUGUAUAGAGAGUUUGGUGGUUGAGAAUCAAGAAGUUCAGCAAACAGAAAAGCAGCAUUCGAGUAAGAGGAAGAAAGGGACUGAUGGGAAGAAGUUUGACUUAUCUCAGUUUUUGGUUAGUAUGUUUCAGGAGAAGUCUGCAAACUUAAAGUCUCAUAAAUCAAAAGAUGUAGAUAAGGAGUCAACGAAUAUGAAGGUGGAUGAUGCGCGUAGGGUAAGCAUCUUGGCUCCUUCAGUUGAAGAAAGGCGUCGAAGCUCUGUGUCCGAUGGUAGUGUAGUAUAUGGUCGUACAAGAUCAUCUAGAGAAAAACCUGAUUAUAUACAGAACAGGAUCAAACAAGCAAAUGAUGGAACCAGAAGAACUAAAGUGAUAGCUGAAAAUGGGAGAAUAUAUACGUCAGACUUUGAAUUCAAUGCUAGUAGAGUUUUUGAGAGUAAAGAGUAUAAUUAUGAGGAUAAAAGCACAGGGUUCAUGGGUCAUGAAAAUAUCUAUAGGAAGAAAGGUAAAUACAAUACUGCUAAAGCAUAUACAUCUGGUGUUGAUUCGUUUGAUUUAGAUUUCGAUGUCAGCCAAUCAGCUGGGCACGAACCAGUAGAGAUGGAAAGUAAAGAAAACUUUGAGGCCUCCGUCCACAUUGAUCAGAGCAAAGAAGAAAUAUAUGAGAAUCGUAUCAGGGAAACGGUCAGAUCUGAGGAUAAAUCAUCUUACACUAGUACUCGAUCUGCACAAGAGACUGACUUUGCUUCUUCUACUUCUUCAAAGGUCAUUGAUGAUAUACUGUUCAACAGAUAUCUUAUGGAAGCCAAUGCCCUUUUAAAACAAGCCAGGGAAACUUUAAAGAGUAGAGGUAAUGAAGGAGAUGCAGAGAAUGCAUUGCAGGAGACUGCCCUUUUAUUAUCAAAGGCCAUAGAGUUGAAGCCUAUGAGCUUACUGGCUAUGGGCCAGCUGGGAAACACAUACCUACUACAUGGAGAACUUAAAUUAAAGGUCAGUCGUGAGUUGAGAGCUCGGCUUUGGAGAAGCAAUGCCUCAUUAUUUGAAGAGGAUUAUUAUUCUAAAGGACUAGAUGGUCAAGCUUGCAGUAAAGAAGAACUUGCAUCAGUUCUUAUUAAUGUUUGUCAAGAGUGUGAAGAGCUCCUUGUUGAGGCAGGCAGGAAAUAUAGAUCAGCCUUGUCAAUUGACGGUGAUGAUAUGAGAGCCCUGUACAAUUGGGGUCUUGCCCUGUCCUUCCGAGCACAAUUAAUUGCAGAUAUUGGACCUGAAGCAGCUCUCGAUGCUGACAAGGUGUUCCUGGCAGCAAUAGAUAAAUUUGAUGCAAUGAUGUCGAAAAGCAACACCCAUGGACCUGAUGCUCUUUACAGAUGGGGUGUCGCUUUGCAACAAAGAUCUCGUUUAAGGACAAGGAAUAGUAGAGAGAAAGUAAAGUUACUUCAACAGGCAAAGAGGCUUUACGAAGACGCACUUGAUAUGGACUCGGACAAUCUUCAAGUUAGGAAAGCCUUGGUAUCAUGCAUAUCUGAGAUGAAUUACAGAUGAAUAUAAGAUAUUGGUGAAGGGUGCCCCUGAGGUCUUUUGUUUGACACCCUCAUUUUUUACCAUUUUACCUGGUGCAUCUCCUUGAGAAUGCAAGACAAUCAACUAGUUUUGUCAGGAAUAUUAUACAGUACAUCUAACAUCAUGUCAAUUUUACAGAUGCUGAAUGUGUGAUAUACAUGUAGUCAAAUGUGCGAUAUUUUUUGGGUAGUGUAUUUUCAGGAAAUUCACCAAGUCAAUAAACUGUGUAAAUCUUAAUCUACUGUCCUCCAGUUACUCUUGUUAUUAAGGAAAUCUAAUGGAGCACUUGAUACUUA